Ipomoea nil (Japanese morning glory) is the source of this 2365-nucleotide messenger RNA. RefSeq names its product auxin transporter-like protein 2. Lineage: Eukaryota; Viridiplantae; Streptophyta; Magnoliopsida; Solanales; Convolvulaceae. The transcript is spliced from 9 exons. The coding region runs from base 652 to 2100 and encodes 482 amino acids. The record is from RefSeq and is a predicted model, not a curated record. Gene Ontology annotation, cellular component: plasma membrane.
UAUCUCUCUCUCUCAAUAAAUAUGCACUCACACCGCUCCCCACCAGUACUGCCCUGCUAUUAUAUAUACACACACAAUGGAGUAGUAUCUUCUAUAUACACUUUCACAUACUAUAUCAAAAAAGGCAAUUUCUUUUCACAAUAGUUAAUAAUAACACAGUAGUAUAAGAGAAGAGUCUGUUUUGUUCUUUCUCAUCAAUCUCUCUGUACUGUAUGUACAAAAACACUGUCAUCUCUGUACCCUUUGUUGCUUUUCACACAUCUUUCGCCGUCUCGGCCGCUCUGCACCUAUAAAUAUAUAUAUUUAUCUAUAUCGAAUCACAGUAUUUAAGUGGAGGUGUGAUUACAGAGAUUUUGUUGCUGGGGGGUGGUGAUCCGUCUUUGUCCAUAAUUUCUGGGCUGCAUUUAUUUCUGUCUGCUUUAGCUCUAUGGUGGGUGUUUGAAUUCCUGGCGAAAAUUAAAGAACCUUUGAGCCUUUUUUUAUAUCCGUGCUUUCACUGUUUUCGCUGCAAACAAGAAGAAAGGUUCUCAAAAGAAAGCACAAAUCAGAAAGAGAGAGAAAGAGAGAAUUUUUUUCGUUGAGAUCUGGGUUGAAGAAAGAGACGUCUCGAGAACAAGGUUUCUUUUUCUGGGAUAAAAUCGAAACACAACAAUGUUGCCCCAGAAGCAAGCAGAGGAAGCUAUUGUCUUGGAACAUGAUGGCGGCGCCAAAGAAGAAGCUGAGAACAAAGAUGAAGAACAGUCCUUGUUCAGUAUGAAGAGCUUUCUCUGGCAUGGCGGCUCUGCUUGGGAUGCUUGGUUCAGCUGUGCUUCCAACCAAGUGGCACAGGUCCUCUUGACACUGCCAUAUUCCUUUUCACAACUUGGUAUGCUAUCAGGGAUUGUGCUUCAAGUGUUCUAUGGACUGCUGGGAAGCUGGACAGCUUAUCUCAUAAGUGUACUCUACAUAGAGUACAGAAGCAGGAAAGAGAAAGAAGGUGUAAGCUUUAAAAACCAUGUUAUUCAGUGGUUUGAAGUGCUUGAUGGAUUGUUGGGUCCAUACUGGAAAGCAGUGGGCCUUGCCUUCAACUGUACAUUCCUUCUCUUUGGAUCUGUCAUACAACUCAUUGCUUGUGCUAGUAACAUAUACUACAUAAAUGACCGGUUAGACAAGAGGACAUGGACAUACAUAUUUGGAGCUUGUUGUGCCACCACUGUGUUCAUCCCUUCCUUCCACAAUUACAGGAUUUGGUCUUUUCUAGGUCUUGGGAUGACCACUUAUACAGCUUGGUAUCUCACCAUUGCAGCCCUUGCCCAUGGACAGGUUGAUGGUGUGCAACACUCAGGUCCAAAAAAGCUUAUGUUAUAUUUCACUGGUGCUACCAAUAUUCUAUACACCUUUGGUGGUCAUGCUGUCACUGUUGAAAUCAUGCAUGCAAUGUGGAAACCACAGAAGUUCAAGUACAUCUACUUGUUUGCUACAUUGUAUGUGUUCACCCUCACCCUUCCGUCUGCAACCGCCGUGUACUGGGCCUUCGGCGACCAGCUUCUCGACCACUCCAACGCCUUCUCCCUCCUCCCCAAAUCCGCCUGGAGAGACGCCGCCGUCAUCCUCAUGCUCAUCCACCAGUUUAUUACAUUCGGGUUCGCGUGCACGCCGUUGUACUUCGUGUGGGAGAAGGUGAUAGGGAUGCACGACACGAGAAGCAUUUGUGUGAGGGCCCUGGCUAGGCUGCCCGUGGUCAUACCCAUAUGGUUCUUGGCCAUCAUCUUCCCCUUCUUCGGCCCCAUCAACUCUGCCGUUGGCGCCCUCCUCGUUAGCUUCACCGUCUACAUCAUCCCGUCUCUCGCUCAUAUGCUCACAUACCGGAAAGCCGCCGCACGACAGAAUGCUGCAGAGAAGCCUCCAUUCUUCUUGCCAAGCUGGACAGCAGUGUAUGCCCUGAACAUCUUCAUAGUGUGCUGGGUUUUAGUGGUUGGGUUUGGGUUUGGAGGAUGGGCUAGCAUGACCAAUUUUGUUAAACAAGUUGAUACAUUUGGGCUUUUUGCCAAGUGCUACCAGUGCAAGAAGCCACCGGCCCUUCCGCCACACGCGGCGCCUAACGCCACCGGCCACCACUAAGCUCCUCGCCGGCGAGAUAUCGAUAAUCCGAACAUUAAUCUCUCUUUCUCCAUCUUUUUGUAUUAUAUACAUGGGGAGGUAGCAACAUUUCCCCUACAUGUGCUGUGUGCUAAUUUUUUUUUUUUUAGUAUUUUGGUUUUUAUAUUUUUCUUACAAUAUUAGAGAAGAUAGUGUGUUGAUUUUACUUAGCCUAUGCCAUCGCCAUUCACCCCUCUCUGCAUACAUUAUUGGUGGUUGAAUAUUACACUCAUCUUAAUAUUUCUUA